CCUCGCGCCACUUCUCUCUGCAGGUCCCCGUCUGGGACAGCUACGCGUGCGGCCCGGCCUAUGGCGCCUCAGCGGAGGGCAGUGCCCAAGGCGCCCCAGGGCAGCGGGGCGGCCGAGCGCAAAAGGCCGAGCAGCAUCAAGGCUGGCUGGGUGUCCAAUGAGUCUCGGAGAAAGUGGCUGUGGGCCACUGUGCUGGGGGCCUGCGCUGCGCUCGCUGGGUUCCUGCUCUGGGACAGCAAGGGGGGUGAUGACGACGGUGUGACUGAGGUUCUGGCUCGUCAUGAUGAACUCCUAUCUGGCAGGUUCAUUGAGGUGCCCUGUUCUGAGGACUACAAUAGUCACCGGAGGUUUGAAGGCUGCUCCCCUAGAAAGUGCGGCCGUGGUGUCAGUGACACCAUCAUCACUAGGGAGGAAGCCCAGCUGAUUCGCAGCAUCGCCGAGAAGGGGCUAUCCCUGGGAGGAUCUGACGGAGGGGCGUCCAUCCUGGACCUGCACUCAGGGGCCCUGUCUGUCGGGAAGCACUUUGUGAACCUGUACAGAUACUUUGGGGAUAAAAUACAAAAUGUCUUUUCAGAGGACGACUUCCAGCUAUACCGGGAUGUGCGGUGGAAGGUCCAGCAGGCCAUUGCCCAGGCCUUUGACAUUAAUGUGUCCUCACUGCACCUGACGAAGCCUACGUUCUUCUCUCGCAUCAACAGCACGGCUGCCCAGACGGCCCACGAUGAGUACUGGCACACACACGUGGACAAGGUGACUUACGGCUCCUUCGACUAUACGUCACUGCUGUAUCUUUCCGACUUCCUGGAUGACUUUGGUGGUGGCCGGUUUGUGUUCGUGGAGGAGGGGGCCAAUAGGACGGUGGAGCCCAGAGCUGGCCGGGUCUCCUUCUUCACCUCGGGCUCUGAGAACCUGCAUCGAGUGGAGAAGGUGCACUGGGGCACCCGGUACGCCAUCACCAUAGCCUUCACCUGCAACCCUGACCAUGGCAUCUUGGACCCAGUGCUCACGUAGCUGGACCAGUGAGGCCUGGCCUUGGCAUCUAGGACCUGGGGCUCUGGCUCAGAGCUAGGGGCACAGACUGACCUCACCCCUUCUGUCAGGACCACUACAAUGAACAUUCCUCCCGUUUCUUCCAUUUCAGCCCCCUUGUGUUGAACAAGGUGCCUUAUGGAUAAUCUGAAUUUUGAUUUGCUGAUGUUUCAGUUGGUUUUCACCUGUGAGUAAAUUAAGGGUACCGGCGUG
This is a messenger RNA of Erinaceus europaeus (western European hedgehog), 1242 nucleotides long. It is a transcript of the gene OGFOD3, whose product is annotated as 2-oxoglutarate and iron dependent oxygenase domain containing 3. The record is from RefSeq and is a predicted model, not a curated record. Gene Ontology annotation, molecular function: iron ion binding; L-ascorbic acid binding; oxidoreductase activity, acting on paired donors, with incorporation or reduction of molecular oxygen. NCBI's taxonomy places the organism in Eukaryota, Metazoa, Chordata, Mammalia, Eulipotyphla, Erinaceidae. The coding region runs from base 61 to 1011 and encodes 316 amino acids. Gene Ontology annotation, cellular component: membrane. The transcript is spliced from 9 exons.